AGAUCGUAGCAGUUCGUUUAGCUGAAACUACACAUAUACACAUACACCCGGUAUUAUUUUCAGUUGCAAGAAAACAAUGGCACAGGGCGGAAGGAAGAUUGUCAUCGGAGUGGAUGAGAGCGCUUUUUCGGAGCAAGCAUUUAACUUUUACGUGGAGAAUUUCCUCCGAGAAGAUGAUACCCUCUUUCUUGUUCAUACACCAGAGCGGUACAAUUUCGUGGAUGCAAAUCUUGGUACUCCUGUAGAGCGCACCGCUGUCUUGCACGAACUGUAUGAUGAGAUUAACAAAAAAGUGAGAGCUCUGGAAAACAAGUACCAAGAGAAAAUAAAGGCGGCCGGCAUCAAAUCGUCAAAGUUUGUGACCAAACAGGGCGGACCCGGAGAAGCGAUCGUUGCUGUGGCUGACAAGGAGAAGGCCAAUAUGAUAGUGACUGGUUGUCGAGGCAUGGGUAUAGUAAGGCGGACAUUACUGGGGAGCGUGAGUGAUUACGUCCUCCAUCAUUCCCACUGUCCUGUUCUCGUGUGCCGGAAGUAAACAGCAAUAAAAAUCAGACCAACAAUCAUACUCACUUCCGUUAUUACCUAUUAUAUUUUAUUAAUAUAAUUUUUACUUUCCCGUGUACUUUCCACUGUUACGUUACUGUAGAUUACAAAUGUGUAUUCAGUUGAAAUUCACAUAUCUAUAAAUAUACAUAUAAAUUGUUAAUGUUACCGAAGAAGUCUAUUAUCAUAAUAUCAGUGUCACAAUAGCAUGGAAAUUGAAUCUUUUCUAUUUAUAGAAGAAAUAUUGUUCUUGAAUAUUAAAUGAAGUUCCUCCUUACUAUUUUGGCAAUAUCACAAAAUAAUCACAACUUUUUUUUUAUCGUAUUAGAUUAUUUUGUCUGUUAUAUAGCUGUUAAUAUAUAUUCCUGUGUUCUGAAAAGAUGAAAUAAAAUCUUUAACCAUGA
Saccostrea echinata is the source of this 947-nucleotide messenger RNA. RefSeq names its product universal stress protein in QAH/OAS sulfhydrylase 3'region-like. The record is from RefSeq and is a predicted model, not a curated record. NCBI's taxonomy places the organism in Eukaryota, Metazoa, Mollusca, Bivalvia, Ostreida, Ostreidae. The transcript is spliced from 5 exons. Bases 77 to 535 code for a protein of 152 amino acids.